GUAAGUGUACGAACACACACUAACACAUUCAUUCAGUUGUAUAAUGUACUACUUCGUAGUAUGUUUUUUAAAGUGAAUAAUUUACUUCAAGUAAUAAUUAUUAUAAAAGAUUACAAUUAAUUAAAUCUAAAAUGGCAAUAAAUGGUAGAGAUUUGGCAUUAUCUAUGCUAAGAAGUUUACCUCGUGUAGGAUUGUCAAAUAUUCGACCUAACCCCGGUUCAAAAAAGGCUUCAAAAAGAGGUAGGGGUCAACACGGAGGAGAUAAACAUGGUGCAGGAAACAAAGGUUCUGGUCAAAGACAAAAUUAUAUGAGACCUGGAUAUGAAACCGGGAAUACUCCAUUUUAUCUUAGAUUUCAAAAAGAGCCUUAUUAUAAAGGACAUCACUUAAGAAGACAAUAUCCACCACUUUCUUUGAAACAGCUACAAAUGUUCAUAGAUACUAAUAGGAUAGACAUCAGUAAACCAAUCGACUUAGCAACUUUAAUAAAUACAGGAUUAUAUAACUUUAAAAUUGAUUGGAAACACGCUGGAGUACAUUUAACGGAUGAGGGCUCAAAUAUAUUCAAGGCAAAAGUCAACAUAGAAGUGCAGUGGGCUAACGAACCUGUGAUUGCAGCAAUUGAACGAAAUGGCGGCGUUAUCACUACAGCUUAUUACGAUCCAAAUUGUUUAUUCGCUUUAAAUGAUACUGAAAAAUUCCUUCGCAAAGGUGAUCCAAUACCACGUAGAUUAUUACCACCUGCUGAUUGUUUAGAAUAUUAUUCGAGUGCUGCAACAAGAGGAUAUUUAGCGGAUCCUGAAAAAAUUUCUCAAGAACGUUUAAUAUUGUCGCAAAAAUAUGGUUACGUGCUUCCAAAAAUUGAAGAUGAUCCAGACUACAAAAUGUUGACCGAACGUAAAGAUCCACGACAAUUAUUUUAUGGUCUUGAACCAGGUUGGGUUAUUAGUCUUGUGGAUAAAGUAAUUCUCAAACCAAAGGCAGAAUAUUUGAAAGAAUUUUAUGCUAGUUAAAAUAUUAUAUAUUUAAUGAUUAUAAAAACACCUUAAACUUUAUA
Molecule: messenger RNA, 1057 nt
Organism: Polistes dominula (European paper wasp)
Lineage: Eukaryota; Metazoa; Arthropoda; Insecta; Hymenoptera; Vespidae
Gene: mRpL15
Product: mitochondrial ribosomal protein L15
Biological process (GO): translation
Cellular component (GO): mitochondrial large ribosomal subunit
Molecular function (GO): structural constituent of ribosome
Source: RefSeq, a predicted model, not a curated record